AGGUUAGAGAUUAUGCUCAACCCAUUUUCGAUGCAAUUUCCUUGUCAAAUAAAUAAAUAAAUAAAUAAAAAUAAAAUUGUUCCAAAAAGUUCUCUCUCUAAAAAAUGGGUUCAGGGAGUAGUCAUCUGGGUUCUGCACCGGCGCUGCCAACUACAAGGCGUAGCAAAGUCAACCGUACAAAACAAAGGCUCGCUUCUCUCAUUUGUGGCGCUUCUUCAACUUCUCAUUCUUCAUCUUCUUCAACUUCUCAGAAGGCUAAUAAGUCCUCAAUCCCUACAAAUGAUUACGUUCCUGCUUCUAGCUUGGGAACUGAGUUUAGCAGCUAUUCCAGUCCUGGAUCUGCACCAGUAGCCUCAUCAGAGAGUAGUACUAUAAGUAGUGACUGUGCCUCUAUUCAUGACGAUUCUCGUGUAGAAUCAUCCAGUAACAGGAAGUGCUUUUCAGAAGAUAAUGAAGUGGUUCACCCUCGUGAGAUCAAUGCUGAAAGCAAAUGCCACCAGCAUAGACUGGUUGAUUCUGUUAAUCCAUCUUCUGCAGGGCACUUACGGCACAUAAGCCUUAGUUCCAACAGACGUGCAACUGGUGAGAUUGAUGAUUUAAUCAAUGAUAUGCCUCAGACUAAUGGGGUCUUAUCUCCUAGUGGGUUGCAGGACGAGGAACUGGAACAUCCCACCGUUUUUGAAGAAGUUAGCGAGGUUAUUGGACACCAAAGUUCUGAUUCUGGUCCAGUCCCAGUAGUUUCAGACCCUGGCAUAGAAUCUCAAUCACGUGGUGAUGAACCCAUUCAAGAGGUGAUACCUUCAGGAUUAGAGCUCUUUGUGUCAGAUAGGGUUGAAUCCCGGCCAGAAGGAAGUUUACUUCAUGUUGAUGUGGUGAGUAUCUCCUCAUCCAAUCUUUUGCCCAACAUCAAUAAUGAAAUAAGUACCCGUGAAGCAAGACGAAACAGUAGGAGAAUGUUUUGGGAUGCUUUUUCAAGUCGUGGUUCAAGAAGAAAUGCUGAUUUUCCAGCCAUACUUUUCACAACUGAAGAUUCUGAUCUUACGGGAUCACAUCGCAGAUGGCUUCUUGAUAUUGGUGAUGACUUUUUUGAUGAUGGGGUGGGUGCUGAGACUUGGCGCUUUGGCCGGAGAAGUCGCUUUACAAAUGAUCGUCGUCGAAACUCUAGAUCUGAGUUCUGGGAUAGAUUGCGAGGUUCUGCUACAGAGAGUAGUCAUCGUACAUUUUGUCCGCUUGAUUUACAUUCUGAUGGUUCAUGCACAUGUGAGCUGGAUGAAGAGACUAAUGCACUUUCAAGUAUAUCUCGAAUUAUCUUGCUUGCAGAAGCCUUAUUUGAGGUUCUGGAUGAAAUUCAUCGGCAGCCAGAGUCGUUUUCACUGUCUAUGCUUUCAGCCCCUGCUCCUGAGGCAGUUGUAGACUCACUUCCUCUUAAAACAUAUGAAAAACCUAGCACAACUGAAUCUGGAGAAGAUGUAGAUCAGUGCUAUAUUUGUUUGGUGGAGUAUGAGAAAGGUGAUAAAAUACGAGUUCUUCCUUGUCACCAUGCAUAUCACAUGCCAUGUGUUGAUAAGUGGCUGAAAGAGAUUCAUGGGAUAUGUCCUCUCUGUCGUGGAGAUGUUCGAGGAGGGGCUGCAUCCACCUCAGAUGCUGAUCUUUCGGAGAUCCUUGUAUAAAGAAGCCGCUUAGUUACUUGAAGCUGUUACAGACAAGAAAGAUACUUUAUACGAAUUUUAUGUUAGCCCAUCAACGUAUUUAUCAUCACUCACAUUUUCAUGUAAAUAUAAGUCACAGUUGUUGCAGGUUCUCAACACAAAACUUUACCUUCUGUUUUCAAUAAUAAUGUUGGUUCAAAGUGAAGUCAUGUAUACAAACUUCUUCAUUUUGUAGUCAUGUAAUUAAUGAGUCAUCAACAGCCAGAAGGUUCCUCAUUUUCACUGCUGUUUUUGUGCAUUAUUUUUGUCAUGCCUUUCAUGUAAAUGUAAAAUCCAUUCAUUCUUGUAAAUGUACUUUCUUCUCUAUUUUGAGCAUCCCUUU
Spinacia oleracea (spinach) is the source of this 2031-nucleotide messenger RNA. RefSeq lists its product as uncharacterized. The record is from RefSeq and is a predicted model, not a curated record. The transcript is spliced from 6 exons. The coding region runs from base 105 to 1670 and encodes 521 amino acids. Lineage: Eukaryota; Viridiplantae; Streptophyta; Magnoliopsida; Caryophyllales; Amaranthaceae.